Messenger RNA from Daphnia pulicaria, 3972 nucleotides. RefSeq names its product glutamate receptor-interacting protein 2-like (gene Grip). The transcript is spliced from 14 exons. NCBI's taxonomy places the organism in Eukaryota, Metazoa, Arthropoda, Branchiopoda, Diplostraca, Daphniidae. Bases 299 to 3526 code for a protein of 1075 amino acids. The record is from RefSeq and is a predicted model, not a curated record. Gene Ontology annotation, molecular function: protein binding. Gene Ontology annotation, biological process: neurotransmitter receptor transport, endosome to postsynaptic membrane.
UUUGCUCAGAGCGGGAGCUGCUACAUCAUCACGCUCCAUUUGACGCGGUGUGUGUCUUUUCUACGUAUUAUUUAAACAGACAGAGUGACAGAGAGAUUCUGGUGAAUAAUAGGGACAGUUCUUUUUGGUGGUUGGUGGGGUGGAUGACAAUGAAUAUGUAACCGGCCGUGAAAAUCCCCCCCUGUCGCCUGUGAAAAUUAUUUGAUUUCAUCGAGAGAGUGCCACCACACAACGCACUCUCCUCCAGCGCUCUACUGCCUGCCAUUGGGAAUUUAAAAGCCGCGCGUCACAAUCAACGAUGAAGUGGCUAAAAGCCCUGCAAUCCAUCAGCUUGUCUCCUCGCGACGAGUCUGAAUCGCCGACGCCGUCGCUCUCUUCGCUGCACUCGUCGUCGCUGUCGUCCGCCUCGUCGACGGCAUCGACCUCAUCAUCGCUGGAUCAUCAUCACCGCGGCCAUCAGCUCCUACUCCUCGAGGCGCCGUCAUCAAAGAGAGACGUGACAGAUGCGGAAUUCACGAUCGAGCCCGACAGCCACCGACUAGUUAUCCAACACGCGACAGGUGACAAAGGAGGAGGAUCAGGCCGUUCGCGCUCGUCGGUCGCCGGAGUGUCGCGCAACGGCGGAGGCGGCGGCGGCGGCGGCAGCAGCGGCAGCGACGACGAAAUAAACAGCAUCCACCGCAUCCUUCAGCAGCCGGAUGUCGAUUAUGAGCUGCUACCGUCGUCCAGCAACAACAGCAGUUCCUACGCCGCCGGUUCCAAUAUCAACAGCCAGAGGCAACCGACCAUUAGCAUCCGGACGAAAGAGAUCCGGUUGGUGCGCGAUGCCGGGAGUGCUGGUAGCGGUAGCGGCGGCGACGGCGGUUAUGGUAUUACGUUACGUUGCAGCAGCAGCAGCAGCAGCGCCUCCAACGGCGGCGGUGGUGGGGGUGAUUCCAACGGAAAGAGCGGACGAUCGUUUAUCAUCACUUUCGUCAAGCCCAACAGCCCGGCUGAUAGAGACGGAACCGUUCAGAUAGGAGAUCGCGUCCUAUCCGUCAACGGACGCGAGUUGGCCGGAUGCAGCCUCAUCCAAGCGCAGAAAUGGAUCCGGGAGACGGACAAGUUGUCGGCCGUCAUCGAGUACGACGUCGCCCUGGUCGACAGGAGCCAAUACGCCCACAGUCCGUUGCUGGUCGAAGUCGAGAAAUCACCUGGAUCUCUCCUGGGCAUCAACCUGGUGGCCGAAAACACCACGCCCAAAACCAAUAACCAGCGGGGAGUUGUCAUCGAGUCCAUCACCAGCGCAUCCAUCGCCGAAAGGUGCGGGGCUCUGCAUCCAGGCGACCAGAUCUUGGCUGUUGGCGAUGUCCGGCUAGACGGGCCGAGCGGUGUCGACGUCCAGGAAGUGGCGCGAUUGCUGCGCAGCAAUUACAGCGGCGACGUAGUCAAAUUGAUUGUCGCUCCGUCCGGAAUGCUGGGCCAGCGGAGGAACGGCGAGCACGGCAGCCGGAGAGGUUUGCUGCCGCCGCCCAGUCCCAGGCCGUCCCUGAACGGCACAAUGCGCAGCCGCCUGAGCAGCCGGACCAAGUCGCGAUCGGGGAUUCAGCGAAUGGAAAACUGCUCAACGCGAUUGGAAACGGCCUCGGUGGCCUCAUCCGGCCAGUCGGGAUCCAGCAAAGGUUCGUGCUCGAUGAGCAGCCCGUCCACCAGUCACGGCCGGGUGAUGCUCAGCCACCCGGAGUGGGUCACCGUCACCCUGCAGAUUGAUUGCCGCGGCAGCUACGGGCUGGCCUUAGGACGGGCGCCGGACCACGAAGCGCCCGUCGUCAUUAACGUCGAAUCAAACAGUCCCUGCGAUAGGGCCGGAUGCAUCCAGCCCGGUGACCGAAUCCUGCGCAUCAAUCAACAGAGUACGGCCGGCAUGAAUUUAGACGAAGUGGUCGAACUGAUGAGAGACUCUAAACCGCGGAUGACGCUCGACGUCGAGUUCGAUGUGGCCGACUCGGUCGUUCCGGCCACCGGAGUUUACUGGCUCAAACUGAUCAAACCGACCGGAUCGUCGUCUACCUUCGGCAUCACUCUCCAAGAUGAUGCCAAAGUACAGAGGACUAGCGACGGAAGCUUGGCCGUCAGUGCCGUUCUGCCGGGCUCGGUGGCCCAUCGAACGGGUUCCGUCCAAGCCGGCGAUCGCUUGUUGGCCAUCAACAACAGCCGCGUCGAGAUAUUGACCAUCGACGAGGCCCUUUCGGUCCUGCAGAGCGAGCAAAUCAUCCGGCUGAAAUUGCACAAAAGCCAGUCGGCGGAUGAGUUGCCGCAACAGGCCCCUGUCGUCUACACGGUGGAGCUCGUCCGGCAUGGAGGUCCUUUGGGGAUCACCAUUUCCGGCACCGAGAGCCCCGACGAUCCCAUCACCAUCUCCGGACUGACGGAAGGAGGACUGGCCGAAAGGACCGGAGCCCUUCACGCUGGUGACCGAUUGCUGGCCAUCAACGGCCGCUCCCUCCAGGGCAAACUCCUCUCCGAAGCCAUUGAGAUUCUCCAGAAUUCCGGCGACAUUGUGACGCUGAAAAUCGGCAAAUCCAACGCAAAAGUGCUCAACACGGGAGAACUUCAAAGAGAAGAUUACCUGCCUCUCAAGUUGCCUCCGCUGCCUUCCAUCGAUAGCGCCGUCGAAUCGUGGGUCAGCGGAGCCUCCAACCGGAACAACAACAACAACAACGAUUCGACGCCGAUUUACACGGCCGAGAGCGCCACGGUAAGACGGAGGCAGAACAAUAACCGGGAGCAGUGCUGGGACAUGCUCAGCUCGCCCAGCGUCGACAGCGGCCAAUUCGAAGUCCAGUGUAACGUCAUCGUCAACGGCCCUGUGCCCAGCAGCAGCAGCCCGGCCAACUCGGCUGCUGGGACGUCGCCGGGUCAGCAGCAGCAAGACGGGUGCGAAGUGGAGACGGCCGAGCCCGUCAUCCGCAUGAGCGAUCUAGCUCUGGUCCAGCGUUGCAGCACUUUACCCCGCAACUACCGCAAGCUAACCCAUCCGCAACGGCCGGAUACCGACAACUGCAGCAACACCUCUCGAGCUUCGCCCAUCUACUGCCUAGCGCCGGCCUUCCCUGGCUCCCAACUGCCGUCCAAUUUGGAAAUCCACCAGGUGACGUUGCACAAGGAUUCCGUGUACGAAGAUUUCGGUUUUAGCGUUUCGGACGGCCUGUACGAGAGAGGGAUCUACAUCAACCGCAUCCGCAAAGGAGGGCCAGCCGAUCUGUCUGGCCUUCUCCAGGCUUUCGAUAGAAUCCUUCAAGUCAAUGAUACUCGGACGUACGAUUUUGAUUGCUGUUUGACGGUGCCGCUGAUCGCCGCUGCUGGAGACACGAUCCUGUUGGUAGUCGGCCGCAACCCACUCUCCGUUCACCUGGACCUGAAGGAGAACGCCGUUAGUGGACUCAACUGGGACGAAGACGAGGACGGAAUGAUUCCGGCCGACGCCGACGAUAUGGCCACUUCGUCCGCUUUCGUCGGUGUCCGCACCAUAACGACCACACUUUAAACAAAAUGAAACACUUAUAUACAGUAUAUAAUAUUCACACACAAUUAAAAAGCAAAAAUUAAUAAAUAAAUAAAUAAAAUUUAAAACAAGAUUUGAACCAAUACCAAAAGAAUGGAGUGGACCUGAUUGUUUUUUUAAAACGUCUAAAUUGUAUAUCGCUUUAUCAUGUAUGACACCGUCUCCGCGCCUACGCAAAUAUAGUGGAAUAACAUUCAUUAUCGCAAAGCAUUUUGUACACAUACACACUCAGACACACACACAAUGAUGAACUGUUUUGAACUGUAUCAAAAGAACCACACGAUAAAAAAUGUUGUCACCGUCGUGCUUACAUAAGAUUGUCUUCCUUCCAUUACUGACACUUUCUAUCAUACUAUUAUUGUGUUUGAAUUAACCCCAUAAAAUGUCUGCGAAUGGAUUUACCUAAAUAUAUUAUCUAUUGUCGCUUG